AUGUCGACUGUUGCCCCCAAAGCUUACGUUGACGAAUCGGCGUCAUGGAAAUCGUUCAAGCUUGAUCCCAGACUCACACAGGCGAUUGAGCGAAUGGGGUUUGAACACCCCACCCUCGUUCAGUCCCUGGUCAUCCCCCUCGCCAUUGAUGAGAAGCGCGAUGUCAUCGCCAAAUCAAGCACUGGUUCGGGGAAGACUGCAGCCUAUGUCAUUCCCAUCAUAAACCACUUGUUGACUACCCAAGCUAAAGGCAUUCAAGCCAUUAUUUUGGUGCCCACCCGUGAGUUGGCAGUUCAGGUCACUCAAUACAUCGAGAAAGUGGUGAUGUACUGCGGCGCCUCUGGUAAGAUCAACACCGUGAAUCUUGGGGCCAAUCUCAGUGAUGCUGUGGUCAGACUGAUGCUUGUUGGUAGACUGCCUGAGAUCAUCGUUGCCACCCCGGGUAAGCUUAUCAAAACUCUUGCUGCGAACAAGCUGGAGCUUCCUCAGUUGUCGCAGACCGUGUCACAGUUGGUUAUCGAUGAAGUGGAUCUUAUAGUGUCUUAUGGCUACAUGGACGACUUGCAAACGCUCUCUCAAGAAUGGUUACCGAUCAAGAAGAACUUACAAACCUACCUUAUGAGUGCCACUAUUAACGAUGAUGUUAAUGAACUAAAACAAAAGUUUUGCACCAAGCCAGCAAUUGUGAAGGUCAACGACAACGUUGGCCAAACCAACUUGGUUCAAUACUACGCCAACACCACUGAAUUUGACAAGUUUUUGUUGGCCUACGUCAUUUACAAGCUUAAUCUUAUCAAAGGUAAGCUGAUCAUUUUUGUUAACAAUAUCGACCGAGGGUACCGCCUCAAGCUUUUCCUCGAGCAAUUUGGCAUUCGCUGUUGCAUUCUUAAUUCCGAACUUCCUAUCAAUUCGCGUCUACACAUUGUCGAGGAAUUCAACAAGAACGUGUACUCUUUAUUAAUUGCUACCGACGAGUCUAACGACGUGCAAGAAGAUGAAGAUGCCGACGAAGAAACUAAAAAAAUCAAGAACAAGGGCGAAUACGGGGUAUCGCGUGGUGUCGAUUUCCGUAACGUUGCGUGCGUGCUCAACUUUGACUUGCCGACCACUGCCAAGGCCUAUGUUCAUCGUAUAGGGCGUACCGCUCGUGCUGGCAAAGCGGGGAUGGCGUUGCUGUUUGUCAUUCCUCAACUGGAAGUGGGCAAGCAUAAGGUGGCAGGAUUGCCGCUGGCAAAAAAGGAUGAAAAGGUUAUGCGUAAGAUUGUUAAACAACAAGAGAAGAACGGGUUUGAAAUCAAGCCAUAUCAAUUUGACAUGAAGCAGGUGGAUGGUUUCCGUUACCGUCUGGAAGAUGCUUUCAGAGCCGUCACCUCCACUGCCAUUCGGGAAGCUCGUGUGGCCGAGCUUAAGCAUGAGUUGAUAAAUUCGGACAAACUUAAGCGGUUCUUCGAGGAAAACCCUCAAGACAUGGCCUCAUUACGACACGAUAAAGAGUUGCACCCGUCGCGGGUUCAAUCACAUCUUAAACGGGUACCCGAUUACUUGUUGCCUGAGCAGGCAAGACAAGACCGGGGCAAGAACAUCGGCUUCGUGCCCUUCCACAAGCUGACACGGAAACACCGUGUUGGCAAGAAACGUGGGGGAAAGAAGCGCGAUGUGUUGAAAAUGUAG
This is a messenger RNA of Diutina rugosa, 1671 nucleotides long. RefSeq names its product ATP-dependent DNA/RNA helicase. Gene Ontology annotation, molecular function: nucleic acid binding; RNA helicase activity; ATP binding. NCBI's taxonomy places the organism in Eukaryota, Fungi, Ascomycota, Pichiomycetes, Serinales, Debaryomycetaceae. Gene Ontology annotation, cellular component: nucleolus. Bases 1 to 1671 code for a protein of 556 amino acids. The record is from RefSeq and is a predicted model, not a curated record. The transcript has a single exon.